AUGUCCGAUCUCGCAGCACUUGGCUCCAAACUCUUCAGUGCCAACCCAGAAUCCCGCCCGAAGAUUGUGGGCACUGAGAAGCGCGUCAGAGGAGUCCUCAAUGGCAAAUACAUCUUCGACACAACUGCCGCCAAAUUAGUGUGGGAGAACGGGUUUUAUCCCAUGUACUGGAUCCCCAAGUCCGACUUCCUCGACAGCGCCAGGUUCACAGAUGACAAACCGAUUUCUGGCAUAGACUCGUCGACCUCGACGUUGAGCGUCGGCACCAAAUCCGUGCCGUCGCUCAUUGUUCCCGACUCGUUCAACUCCGAGCUGGUGGGCUACGUGAAGAUCGACUUCAAGGCCCUCGAUGCGUGGUACGAGGAGCAAGUCCAGGUAGUCUAUCACCCCAAAGACCCGUAUCACAGAGUCGACAUCCUCCCCUCGGGGCGACACGUGCGCGUCGAAAUCGACGGAGUAUGUCUCGCCGACACGGGCUCCGAAGGCGGCGUCAUGUCGCUCUGGGAGACCAACUUCCCCGCCCGCUGGUACCUGCCUCGCACGGCGAUCAAAUGGGAGCAUCUCACGCCGAGCGAAACGCACACGGGAUGUCCAUACAAAGGCGAAGCCAGCUACUACAACGCCGUGAUCAACGGCAAGGAAAUCAAGGACGUGGCGUGGUGGUACAAAAACCCGACCCAGGAGAGUGCCGGCAUCCUCGGCAUGCUGUGUUUCUACCCGAAUAAAGUUGAUACCUGGGUCGACGGGAAAGAAAUUGCAAAGAUUGGAAUGCCCACCAAAAAGUAG
Messenger RNA from Fonsecaea nubica, 786 nucleotides. RefSeq lists its product as hypothetical. The transcript is spliced from 2 exons. The record is from RefSeq and is a predicted model, not a curated record. Lineage: Eukaryota; Fungi; Ascomycota; Eurotiomycetes; Chaetothyriales; Herpotrichiellaceae. The coding region runs from base 1 to 786 and encodes 261 amino acids.